AUGGCCAGUCACUCUUUGCCUGAGGCACCGCGAGACCUCUCCGAAAUCGCCAAACAAGAAGAAUCUCUCAUCCUGCCGCACUUCACUGCGGACGACGCCCUCGAGAUCGGCCUGUCGAUCCGCAAUCGGCUGCGGGCGCUCUCGUCCCUGGCGGCCGUGGUGUCCAUCGCGCUCGCGAGCUCCUCCAACCUCCUGUUCCACGCCGUGUCCCGCCCGGGCAUCCAGCCGGACAACGACAUCUGGGUGGCGCGCAAGAGGAAGACAGUCCUGCGGUGGGGCGUGAGCUCGUGGUUCAUGCAUAACAAGUUUAAAGGCGACGAGGAGGCCUUUGCCCGCAAGUACAUGCUGGGUGCGGAAGCGGGAAGCUAUGCCAUCCACGGCGGCGGUGUGCCGGUGCGCGUGGCGGGCGUGGAGGGGAUUGUCGCCGUCGUGGUCGUGAGCGGCCUCAAGCAGGAUCAGGACCACAUGGUUGUCAUCGAGGCCUUGGGGGAGUUUCUGGCCCAGUGCAGCAAGGAGGCCAAACCGGCAACAGAGGAAGCGAGAUGA
Messenger RNA from Fonsecaea erecta, 546 nucleotides. RefSeq lists its product as hypothetical. Bases 1 to 546 code for a protein of 181 amino acids. The transcript has 2 exons. Gene Ontology annotation, cellular component: TRC complex. The record is from RefSeq and is a predicted model, not a curated record. Gene Ontology annotation, biological process: post-translational protein targeting to endoplasmic reticulum membrane. Lineage: Eukaryota; Fungi; Ascomycota; Eurotiomycetes; Chaetothyriales; Herpotrichiellaceae.